Molecule: messenger RNA, 2325 nt
Organism: Cadophora gregata
Lineage: Eukaryota; Fungi; Ascomycota; Leotiomycetes; Helotiales; Ploettnerulaceae
Gene: APC5
Product: anaphase promoting complex subunit 5
Exons: 3
Coding region: 1-2325 (774 amino acids)
Biological process (GO): protein K11-linked ubiquitination; anaphase-promoting complex-dependent catabolic process; positive regulation of mitotic metaphase/anaphase transition
Cellular component (GO): anaphase-promoting complex
Molecular function (GO): protein binding
Source: RefSeq, a predicted model, not a curated record
AUGACACGUUUCCUGACGCCUGCGAAGAUUGGCUUACUGGCGCUAAUCGAGCUCUAUACUGAUGCCAUUGUCCCCAACUCGUCUACGAUCCCUAUCCUCUCAUUCAUACUCAAUCAGCUGCUACCCUCUGCGUUCAAGUCACAGACUCGAGAAGCUAACCUGCUGCACACAAUACCGUUUAUCCUCGACCUAAAAAGCUUUGAAUCCCUUCUCACACGCCACUCUGCAGCUGCUGGACUACCAGGAAGAUCUUUGUGGGACCACUUCCUCCGGAAAUUGUGGGAAGUAGAUAAUUUAGAUGCACUGCAUUUAUUCUUUGUAACAAGGGGCAAUCUUUUGGCCAGGUACCAUGAGGAGAUCAAGAAAGAUGAAGAGUUGGGAAUUCCCCCUCCUUCUGAUGACAUGAUUCUUCUCUCGCGUACUUCCCCGCUCGGAAGCUUCAUUCGCAGAGCCAAGGUGGAAUACGAGCGAUUGAGAUUCAGUGACGCCUUGUCAUUGUGGAUUGCAUUUGUCCAGUGGAGGGAAGAGUCGAGGCUAUGCUGGGCGAGAAGGAAUGGCGGACUUGAGCGCUGGGCCGGAAACAGGGCGCUCGCCGAAGGACAACAGGAGUGGGGAUUGGAAGCAACGGAAAUUUUGGAGCAUAUUACGUACGGCGCUUUAUCCUUAGAGGGUUCUGAUAAGGGAGGACUUAGCACCGACGAUGUUGAAAAGUUACUGGAAUUCCAAGUUGAGCAGAUGCAGAAGCUCGGAAACAGGAUUCCAGACGAUGUCAAGAGGAAAUUCAGGAGUAUCAUGGAUAAGAAUAUCAUAAUCCCUAGUUUGUCCCAUUACCUGAACUUCCUUGACGCAUGGAGAGCCGGAGACUAUCCUACAUCAUUUGACAACCUCCACCGAUACUUUGACUAUACAAUGCAAAAUCGUGACCGCCUCUUCUACCAAUACGCCUUGAUGAAUCUCGCUGUUCUACAGGCUGACUUCGGGUGCUUCGAUGAGGCUGUAGCUGCUAUGUUGGAGACCGUAUCAAUUGCCAGGGAAAACAAAGACAUGGCUUGCCUGAACUUCGCCCUCAACUGGCUGUACCAUUUCGGCAAGGCACAUCCCAAAAUCAUGAAACGGACCGAUUCUACCAAUAUUCUAGGUGUUGAGAGAGAGGGCCUUGCAUUUCUGAGAAUUAAAGCAAAGGAGACCGGGAUGUGGACCCUUUGGAGCUCAUCGUUACUCAGCGAAGCAAAACUUGGAAUGUCAAAUGGAGAAAGUGUGGCCACCGCCCUUGAAAACCUCCUCAAGAGCUCGCAACUCAUCGUUGAAAAAAAUAUGAAAAGCAUGAUGGGCCCGCAGAUAGCAAUGCACUCUUCCUUAUGGGGACGUCUGGGCGUGGCUCGUCUCUCAAGGCAGUACUGCGAUAUAUUCCUUAGCUGUCAUUCUCGGUUUGCUCUCUUUGACGACACCUUGAGAUUUACAUGCCGAGUUGCACAUCUACUUGUAGAGAGAGGUCGGUAUGACGAGGCCAUGGAGAAGUUAGAAGGCUUGGAUGCAAACUCGCUUCGGUCUUGGAAAUCUAACCAGUAUUGGCUCAAGUAUCGAGGCAUUCUUCGGCUCAAGCGAUAUUUGCACAGGAAUGACUUGAGUGGUGCCGACUGCCUCAUUUCACAGCUGCUCCAGUGCAAUGGAUCUGAAACCGAUACAGAUCUUGCUUUCGAAACCAAUACCCUCCACAUCGACUAUCUUAUUCGACGCACAAACUACGGUCGAGCUUUGGCUAAGAUUGAGCAGUUGGCUUUUGAGAUGAAGGCGGAUGGGGAUGAUCUUAACCUCCGGAUCAAGCUUCUCACAAUGAAGGCGCUACUACAAGACAAAGCUGGACGGCCUCAAAAAGGUUUCUCAAUUGCAGUGCGAGCAGCAAGCAUUGCUUGGCGAGCACGGCUUAUCCCAGCCCUUUGGGGCGCAAUGGGCAGCAUCGCUAAUAUCAUGACCUCUUUGUCGGAGUUUCAGGCCUCGUGCCAGAUUCUAAUCGCCAUUAUUCCUCGAGCUCUCGAAUACGAGAACUGUACAUUGAAUGCUCAAUUAUAUUCCUUCCUGGCCGACGCGUACAUGGGACUUGCUGGACAAGCAGAGCCAGGAAGCAUGAAGAGGAAACAGAACCUUACAAGGUGUCUAGAGUUCGUCGGUCGCGCUUUUGAUGAGUACUCAGCUGUAGAGGAUAUCAAGGGCCAGUCCGAAAUGAUGGCAAAGAAAGCAACCAUCAUGAAGAUUUGGGGGGAGAAUAUCUUGGCGAAUGAUUAUGCCAGCGGUUACCUGGACUUGAAAAAAGGAACGUUGGUUUGA